This is a messenger RNA of Plodia interpunctella (Indianmeal moth), 2259 nucleotides long. RefSeq lists its product as uncharacterized. The record is from RefSeq and is a predicted model, not a curated record. The coding region runs from base 160 to 2103 and encodes 647 amino acids. The transcript is spliced from 6 exons. NCBI's taxonomy places the organism in Eukaryota, Metazoa, Arthropoda, Insecta, Lepidoptera, Pyralidae.
CGCAUAUUUUCGCAGUGUGGGUAGAACUAAUAUCAGUUUGAAAGUGCAUCUUGUGCCUGUGAAAAAUAAAUCGAUAUAUUAAAUUGAAACAGAUUAAUCACUAUUUCAUUUUAGAAUUUUGUAAUCGGAUUUAUCGAUAGAAUAUGAGCGAAAUUGAAGAUGAUACCUUCACCUGAUGCUGUAUGCAUUGUCUGUCAAUCAGUAUUCUGCUGUAGCAAUUGUCGGUGGAAACACGAGAAUACAACCCAUGGUCUACUUUUUGAUUGUCCCAUAUGCAGAGGCAACGGAUUUCUUUGCAGACCUGAGGAAUUAAAUGACGCUUUCCUCAAACAUUUAACUGAAGAACAUUCACCAUUGCAGUGCAAGAAGUGCAGCAAAAUAUUCAAAACCAUGGACGACUUUCAAAAUAUAGAUAAAUGCACGAGCAUAUCUGAAAUCAUUUCAAAUGAAGAACCCAGUAAAAGUAUCGUAGAUGAAAAAUUUGAUUCUAUUUACGAGAAGACAAAAAAUGACAGUGAAAACGUUGAAGGUAUUAUAUCUAUUAACAAAGCUAGUAAGACAGCAGUUAUAACACCUGUAGUAAGGAAAACUCAUAUAGUCGAUUAUGAAUCCAGUGAAAGCGAAGAAGAAUUGAAAGUUGAUCAACAAACACCUCAUCCUAAAAAAGAACCUAAGACUCCGAAACUGAAAAGACAAAGGGCUGCAACACCUCAUGCUAAAAAGCUGCUUAGUUUGAUGAGGCAGAAAGUGGUUGAAGAAUACGAGGAAACUAUUGAUGAAGUUAAUUGUGAUGGAUCGCCUGUAAAUAGUAAAACUACACCCUCAAGAACUGACAACGUUGGCAAUCUGGAAACCCAAAAGGAGAUGACCACACCCACUUCCCACAUUCAGCCUAACAUCCUGAAGUUGGCACAAGCUGUGACCACCAGUACACCGACUCACCCAGCCAAUAAUGGGUGGUCCAUGUUCACAGGCCAGGGAGCUGACUCCCCGCUCUCUGAAAUCGAGAACGCUGAUAGUCCAGCCCAAAGUACCAAUAAUGAGCCUUCGAAGACGGAAACUGAAAAUGUGCUUCCAAAACUUAAGAGCAUCAUUGUUACUGGCAGCCGCAUUCGCCUCGGCAGUCAGGAUAGUUCUGAAAAACAAGUUACAUUCGCAGACUCCAUGAAUAAUACGGAGCCAUCGUCUGUGAAAACUAAGAAAGUGAAAUUUGCGGAAGAUACCGUAUUUGAGCAGCAACCGAAAGUUAAGAGGGUUUAUCGCAAACCAAAACGCAUGCUGACGCCAGGCCCUCAAAAACCGAGAUUCGCUCACAACCCCCGGUUUCAAGCGCUCAUAAAUCGUUUCGAGAACAAAGGGUUUACAUUAGCUCGAACUCCAGUCCAGUCUCCCAAAGAGACAGCUCUUGAAAACACUCCACCAGUGGGUGACCAUGCUAACAUUCCUGCCAGGGCAAUAAAUUUCAAAGAAGACAGUCCAGUUGUUGAAACAGAAAACUAUUCAAAGGAAUCAAAUGAAUUAUUCAAGACCUGCGUCGACUCGCCCAUACAACCCAGUGUCAACAACGCAAUAUCUGCUCUGACCAAUAACAUAGCCGGAUCUUUACAAAAUUGUCUCUCUUCAGUCCUAAGAUCUAAUGAAGAAGACACCGAAAUCCAAUUCAAAUUCGUUAUCACAAAGAAAAAAGUGAGCGUAAAAAGACUCAAUGAAAGUGGAGCCCUUGAUGAGGAAAUAAGUGAAAUUGACAGAAACUUAGGAUACAAUAAAGAGAACAUUUGGUCGAGCGUGGCAAAAGCUGUGAAAAAUGUAUUUUGGGGAGACCAAGGGACUAAUUUAGCAAUAACAACCCCGUACAAAUCAUUAAACGAAUCCACGACAUCAUCCGCGUCCAAACGCAAAUGCGAUGAGAUGUCAGACCCGGAGCUCAGUCCACUGAACCACAAGCGUCACAAAUACGAGGGGAAGAUUCGAGGGAGACCCCCUCUGAGGAGGUGCAACACCUGGGGUGUCUCCGGUCUCAGGAGCUCCCAGUCAGCUGAACAACAAAGACUUUUGAAGGAAAUUUCUGCGGGCCAUGAUGAUGUCAUGAAUCAGAGUUUUUGAAUUACUUUAAUUUAAUUAAGAUAAAAAAUAGGAAUAUUGAAAUUAUAAAAGUAAGUGUUAUGAUAAUAAUUUGAUUUUAUUUGGCAUGUUUUAUUAUUCAAAAUUUGUAAUUUAUAGUAAAUUGCGAAAAUCGGUAAUUAUAUAAUUAAAGAGGAA